Molecule: messenger RNA, 939 nt
Organism: Xyrichtys novacula (pearly razorfish)
Lineage: Eukaryota; Metazoa; Chordata; Actinopteri; Labriformes; Labridae
Source: the annotation of a GenBank genome assembly
GUGUGUGUGUGUGUGUGUGUGUGUGUGUGUGUGUGUGUGUGUGUGUGUGUGUGUGUGUGUGUGUGUUUGAGGGGAUAAGAAGAAGAACAACAAACAUCCUCAGGCACAAGCAGACAGACAUGGACUUUAACGGCACCUGGAAAGUUUACUCAGAGGACAAUCUCGACGAUUUCUUAAAAGCUGUCGGUAAGUAUUUAUUUAAAAUCACUGCCUGUGUUUUUAUCGUUGAUUAUUUUUAGAUACCUCCUCUUCCAGGUGCUCCUGACAUGGUGGCGAAAAUGCGAAGGGACAACAAGCCGGUGAUUGUGAUCGAGCAGAACGGCAAAGACUUCACCUGCACCGUGAAGACUCCUCUGGUGACUAAAGUUCACUCGUUCACCAUCGGGAAGGAGACGGAGUUUACCGCUGUGGACGGGAGAAAGUUCAAGGUAAGUUCAGCAUCAAUCAACCAUGAGUCUAAAAUAUGAUGGAGCAUGUCUUGAGUAUGCAUUUUGGUGUCUCAUCCACCUCAGACCAGUCGUUUCUCAUACAUUUAUUAUCAAUCAAAAGUCUUAGAUCAGCUCCUUCUCUGAGGUUUUCUUGUGUGUGUGUGAGAUCAGUGCGCAGUCAGAGAGGAGAACGGGAAGCUGAUUACUGUGUCUGACAAGUUCACCUCAGUCCGUGAGAUCCAAGGGGACGAGAUGAUUGAGGUCAGGUGCUUUAUUUACUUUCAAACCUCCACAUGCAGUGUCUCUGAGUUAUUUCAGGUGGAAUUUUUAUGUUUCGUCUCUGACUUCUUACUCUUGCAGACCAUGACUGCUGGCUCUGUGACGUUCAUCUCCAAGAGCAAACGGGUCUGAUCUCACCGAGAGGCUUCAGAAGUACCUCAAAGUUUUUCAGCUUUGAUCAAUUUGGCCAUAACAUGAUUUAAAUAAAAAUAAGACAUUUAGGAAUAAAGUU